AUGGACCGGAUUGUUGCAUGGUCACGUAAUGGAUCAAUGUGGCCACUAAGCUUCGGUCUUGCCUGCUGCAGUAUAGAGAUGAUGCAUGCCUCGAUGCCACGGUAUGACCAGGAUCGCUUGGGAAUCAUCUUUCGUGCGUCUCCUCGCCAGGCCGACGUCAUGAUUGUUGCUGGAACUCUCACCAAUAAGAUGGCUCCAGCUCUCAGACAAUGCUAUGAUCAAAUGCCAGAUCCAAAGUGGGUAAUAAGUAUGGGGUCCUGCGCAAACAGCGGAGGAUACUACCAUUACAGCUACAGUGUCGUGAGAGGUGUGGAUAGAGUCGUUCCUGUGGACAUAUACGUGCCAGGCUGCCCUCCGACUGCUGAGGCGCUGCUUUACGGAAUUUUCCAGUUGCAGAAUAAGAUUCGACGAACAAAAACAGUGAGAAUGUGGUAUCGCAGAUAG
This is a messenger RNA of Trichoderma atroviride IMI 206040, 444 nucleotides long. The record is from RefSeq and is a predicted model, not a curated record. NCBI's taxonomy places the organism in Eukaryota, Fungi, Ascomycota, Sordariomycetes, Hypocreales, Hypocreaceae.